Messenger RNA from Vitrella brassicaformis, 1992 nucleotides. Lineage: Eukaryota; Vitrellaceae. The record is from the annotation of a GenBank genome assembly.
UCAGCAAAUUGCCUUGGCGCGACAGUCAGAAUAUAUAAUCAAUCACGUCUAGACAGACAGACAGACUGACAGACUGACUAGCCUACAAGGCGACCGGACCGAUCGACCCACCAACAGACAGACCUACAAUGAAUGUCCCACGACUCGACGGCAUACACACGUACCUACAUUCAGUCAUCAGUGCACUGACUGACUGACUGACUGACUACGGCAGAGCCAUCGAUCAUUGAUUGAUUCCUCAGUCUAUGGAAUGCAUCCAUCCCAUCCAUACCAUCACUCCUCCCCCACACGGGACUUGUGCACCACCUCCGCACGUCCGCCGCCAGCGCGGAAGGCCCGGCCCAAAAGGCUGCCGCCACAGCCAAAUGGCAUCCCACGCAUUCAGCACAUCCUUGACCACACCACAGACGAGUGCCACUGUGCGCGGGUAAAGCGCCGCGCCCAUCAUGCCGCGGACUGGGGGCUCCGUUGUGAAGACAAAGAAGCAGAUGCUGCCGAAUACCGUCAAGUAGACUGCAAAGUCGUCGAUGGACUUGUCCCCAGACAGAAUCACAAUCGUAUCCUUUAAUUGAGCAGGCUUCUCUUCACCGAUGUCAGCCGCCUUGCGAUAGCCCCGCCAGGUGGGCCUGGCUGGGCGGCCACCUGAGCCGCCAGCUGCUGCCCGGCAUCUAUUGUUGUGAAGACUCUCUCAUCCAGAUGUCGAGCGAUGACGCGUCCGUCGUACCGGUCAUGGUAAGCUGAGUGGACUAUAAGGUCGGUGAACGAUGAGAGGGCUCUGUUUCCACCUGCAGGCAGACAGGCAGGCAGGCAGACAGGCAGGCAGGACACAGACCAACACGUUGAAGACCAGGAAGACAACAUCGCCUUCAUGUGCUGACUCGCUUCUUACAUGUGGUGGGCGGGUCGAAUGCGGCAGAAGGCAACACACCGGGCGUCUGGUAUGUCAUAGGCUGUGAGCUCGACCCCAGGCAGUCUUGAUUGUCAACACGGCCCACUCGGAGGGUGUAGACCAAUCGACGGCUGAAGAGUGAGUACUGCCGCACCGCUCCCGGCCGCGCGUCAAAGACGGCCCUGCUGCCCACCGCCUUCAAGUCGUCCGCUGUGACGACAAUGGGCAGUGAGGGCAUCAUGCCGCAGUUCCUCACGAAGUGGAUGAGCGGCACGAUGGGCUCCCAGCAGCCUCCCUCCUCGAUGACGUACAGCAGCCGCAUAAGGUACUCGAUUUGGCUCAUCCGCUUGUCGAUCCCGAUUGCCAGCCGCAGGCCACCCCACACGAGGCGAGCAACCCACACGAAGACGUCCCCAAAGCACAUCAUCAUCUCCCUCAUCUUGACUACAUCUCGCCGUGCCCACUCCGCCUUGAACGCAUUAAGAUACGCCCCGAUUAAGAACAGAGGAAACCACUCGGAGAAUGUGGCUGAUCCGCUGAUACGAACGGCAAGAAUCUUUUGUAUCAGCCACUGCAGCGGGAACAGGAGAACAGCAAACAGGAUGGCGGAUGCGGUGGAGAAGCCAAUAAUCAUCGCAGCGAGGCUGCCGAGAUGGCCGAUGGCGGUUGAAAGGCCUCUGCAGGCGGCCUUGAGAGAGGCCUGGGCCGUCUUGUGUCGCUUGCGAUAAGACAGCACGGAGUUCAGGCCGUUUGUGCGGAUGGCGGCGUCGAGGCGGCCCGUGAAGAAGUCCUCAUUGACUAGAUGACAGCCGACGCUCAUGGACGUGGCGCGGAGGGCGCCGCAGCUGUCGGCUUUGAGACACCUCAGCAGGUGGAGGGAAACAUCGUCAGGAAGGCCAAGCAGAUAGCUCCGGUCGCCCAUUGCUCAACAGGAAAUACCGAAUGGGCCCUUUACUCAGUGAUUCGUCCGCGGUGUCGAAUUCAUCCGAAAUUCAUCCGGUUUCUCCUCACCGAAGAGGACGAAGAGUGGCCUGACUUUCCGGCUGUGUGUGAGCCUUCCUGCUCGCUAAUCGAUAAGCGAGAUCUCCAAGUCUGUCAGUCGG